CACUUAAAACUAUUUCGUUGGCAAUACCAGACGCCUCCUUGACGUUUUAGAAAUAAGGCCAUCACGUUGCAAGUAGAAUUUUCGAAUUUUUGCGAAAUUUAUACAAGGAGUUUGAUACAUUAUACUGGCGUUUAUAAAAUAUUUUCAAUAUAAAAAAAAUCAUUUCUAGUGUAUUGUAACAUUAAAAACUAGUUUAAGAAGUGCGUCAUGGACAAGAAUGGAGCAAUGGACAGGCGUUUCAGUUUAAAUAUGACAAGUUUACCCAAUCCAAUUGCAGAAUCAACAUGUGUAAAUUUGAAUGGAACCACAAGUGCUGUUACUGAAAGAAAUAGCGCUGUUAAUCAAUUUCGCUGGGGAGGUAGUCCUAUUAGUCCAAAAAACCGUAGUAAUUCAAGUCUUGGCAUAAACAGCAGCAGUGCAAACAGAAAUAGAGCUACCAGCCCACAGAGAACUAGACUGAACCUCAGUAAAAUUGAUCCAAGAACAUAUGCAGAUGUUCAAAGUCGUGGAUUGGUGUCACGUAUUAUACAAUAUCACGAAAGUGGUACGCGUCUGAACCGCAGUAAGUCUACUAGUAAUCUGUGCAGCAAAUCUGGUAAAUCUUCAAUAGCUCAACUUCAGAAAACUGAUUUACCUUACCGCGCAACACAGCAAAAUGUAGCAAUGACACGAAUUGCCCCACCAAAAAAAUCAAUCUUUUAUGGCAAUACAUUGUCGAGUUUACUGCGAUCGAAUUCUGUGAUUAGUGCUCAAAAGAGCGAUGAGGAAAUAUCAAGCGAAAAUCGCCCCAUUUUGCAUCCACCUCCAACAGAGAAUGAGCUGGCGCCAACGCGCAGUGUUUUAGAUGUUCUGAAAGAGAUAUCACGCAAACGUAUAAAUAGUGAUGAUUCUGAUGGAAUACCUGACGUCAAUAAAAAAUACUGUAGCCGCGAAAGUAACGAUACGUCGUACGAUCCGUCAACUGUUUCUCUUGGAGUUCGUUGCACAGGAAUGCAUAACAUGAAUCCUCCAUCAAUUCAUGUACCAUCACAAAGUUUUAAAAGGCAGCGCGAGCAAAUAGUGAUUCCUUCAUCCCAUACGCAAAACAUGAAUAGUGCUUGUGGAACUACAUUUUCAAGUGUACGUUUCCCAUUACAAGCACAACAUUCGCCAGAACAAAUUGCAAAGAAACGAUUGUGUAGUUUCAAUAACGAUAUAACCAGUUCACUGAGUUCAAGUCUCAUACAUGCAAACAAACGGAAAUUUUACGAACAACAACUUUCUAACAAACAGCGGUCACCACCAUCUGGUACGGAAGAGUAUGAGACACAAAAAUCGAAGAUGCAUCGUCAACAAUCCGAUCUGCGAUUCCACCAAUUAACUCAGAGUUUGAGUUGUAAUACACCAAUAACGCCUAUACCAACGACACCGUUAUCUCAAAGUACUAGCGUAGCGCCUAUUCAAAAUAAUAUAGUAAACGGCACUGACAGAUUGACAGAAAGGGGAGGUAUAGUCAAACGUACUGUGUCGGAACCACCGUUGUUGCUUAAUAAUCAAACGCAAAAACCGAAAGUAACGCUAUUCAAUCGUAACUACAAUGAAUCAACAAAACUUAGUACAUCUGAUGGUAAUAAUGGAGAAUUAUUAGACAAUACUAUUGCUGUGGAUGAUGACGAAUGUGCUGAUAUACAAUUCGUGAAGCCGAAAAAGAGCUCUACGAUAGUAAACAAGAAAAAUCCACUUAUUGAACGCACCCAAAAAUCAAAACUGGCUAUGAUGCUAAGUGGUCUGCGUGGAGAAAUUUAUCAAGGCGAAGAUGGUUUCGAUGAGGUGGAUAAAUUAUCGAAUAAAACUUUAGCUAGCCCAACAAAGGAGAGCAAUACCCCAACAGAAAAAGAUGUAUCCGUUAGAAAAGUGAUGACAUCAAUAGCUUCUACAGCAACCACAAUCACUACAAAAACUGCGGCUAAUUUUGCAAUAAAAAAUUCAGAUAAAUCUGUUAUAACAUCGACAAGUGCAUUGGUUCCACCAGCGUCAGCAUCUGAUAAUACUACAAAAAGUACUACCCUAACAUCAACUGUUGGGGUGUCAUUAAGCAGUUCCACACCAAUCUUAUCUAUGCCGGCAGCUUCAACAACAACUUCAAUACUUAGUGAUUUCCAAUUGGCACCCUCACUAGUUGCCACCAGCACCUCAGCUUCAAUAAAUGCGUCGCCAACAAUAAGUUCAACAAGUAUCGCUACAAAGACAGCAUCCCCAUUGGUCGGUCUAAAAUUAACCCCGCAAAAACCUAUUAUUAACUUCGGUAGCAGUACAAGCUCAUCCGCGCCGACAAUCAAUUUAAAUGCCACAACCGCAACCGCAACCACCACCACAACAUCUUCCGCUGCUGUACCGCAACUUCAGGGAUUUUCAUUCGGAGCCCCAACAAAGACCACUUCAACAACUGCAACACCAAUAACAAAAACUGAUGUUGUUACCUCGUCGGUUAGUGCUGGCGGAUUUAAAUUUGGAGUAACACCGAAGCCAGAAGUUUCAACGACGGUAACAACAGCGCCAGCUGUAUCUGCAUUUGGCAAUUUUGGAAACUCUAUGACAACAACAUCAACGCCAGUUUCUUCAGAAGCAGCAAAACCAGCAAUGGCGUUCGGUGCAAACGCUAUUAGUACAAGCGCAGCAGUUGCCAAGCCCACAUUUAAUUUUGGUGGCAGCAUUGCAACACCAGCUCUAAACGCAAAUACGACAGCUGCAACCACUUUCAACACUGUCGCCACUGGCACAUAUACCUUUGGCACUGCAACUAAUUCAACAACCACUUCAGCACCAUCGACAAUGGUCCAACCAAUUGUAUCUACAGCGCAAUCGGCAAGUGUGUUUGGUAGUAUUGCAACGACUAAUACUUUUAAGGGUACAACAGAGGCGGCUGCAAUACCUUUCGCUUUUGCCACAACCACUAGCACCGCACAGAACACCUCUGCGCCAACAACAAAUACAGCUUUUUGCUUUGGUGGCUCUACUGUCACUACAACAAACACCGGAGCGCCUGCCGCAACUGCCACUAAUCUUUUCGCUUUUGGAGGUCAAAAGUUGACUGCUGUAACCACUACUGCAAGCACUCCCUUUGGUUUUGGCGGUAAAAACCAAACAGCGGUUGCAACAACCUCUGCAACAACUACAAAAAACGCCAAUGUCAAUAAGGCGGCUUUCAGCUUCGGUGGCGAAGAAAAUAGUGUCGCAACCAACACGAAUUCUUCAAGCGGUAAUCUGUUUGCAUUUGGCGGUUCAUCCAAGACGAGCGAUAACAAGAUAUUUGGCACAAAUACUCCAGUUGCUAACAAUUUACAAUCAACAAGCGGCCACCCAAUUCAGCAGGCCGCAUUCACUUUUGGUGCGGCUGCUGCCCAAAGAGCGACUCCAACAUUCGGUGCCGUUAGCAGUGUUGCGUCUUCGAAACCUGCAUUCGGCUCUACUACAACAGCAGCAGCAACCGCUCCUUUUGCGUUUGGUGGCAGCAGUGCCAAUAAAUCAACACCAACAGCAUCGACAGGCGUUGCAAACAACGCCCCAACUGGAGGAUUUAAUUUUGGAGCAUCCAAUGCUGGUGCAAUCAAUGGCAGCAACACAUCAUCUACCAAUAUAUUCGGUGCGCCAACACCAACGCCGUCGACAGCCGGCACCAGCAUUGCGAAGCCUCCAUUUAACUUUGGUGGUGCAACAACAAAUAACAGCGAUAAAUCUAUAUUUGGCGGUAGUGCAACGAGCAGCACCACAAACGUCGCCAGCAGCAACAAUGCAUUCGGUGCGGUCACAGGUGCCAAUAAUAAUCAAACGAAUAAAACGUUUAACUUCGGCGGCCCUACAACGGUCAAUAGCAACAACACUUCAUCGAAUCUAUUCGCCGCAGCCGGCAACAAAUCGACAGUCGGCGGCUUUUCUUUCGGCACUAGUACAAUGGGUAAUAAGCCACCAGCUGUUGCAUCUAAUGCCACACCGUUCGCAUUCGGUGGUGGAUCAACAAACGGCGGUGCAACGGCUACCGCCAUCGCAGCACCGUUUAGUUUCGGCAGCAGCACGGGAGGAGCGCCAGCUAACAAAACAUUCUCUUUUGGUAGCACCGGCAAUGUUUCAGCGCCGCCAGCAGCAAACGUAAGUAGCAUUUUCGGCGGCGCCCAGCAAACUUCAGCAACGGCCUUUAGUUUCUCAGCAGGUGCAUCAGCUCCAGCUGCACCUUCAAUUGUGACAAAUAUAUUUGCACCACCCACCGCACCUGCUGGAGCUGGGCCGAUUGGUGGGGGUGCUGCAGCAACUGAUCGUCCCAUACGUCGCGCUACACGUCGGUUGCAGAAAACUUAGCAACCAUAAGAACUAAUUGACAAAGGAUAAAUGUUAUCAUCCUAUAGCUAAAAAUAACGGUUAUAUUUAUUUAAAUAAUUUAACAAUACAUAUUUUGCAAACAUUUGUUAUUGACGGUAUAUAAGCUAAAAAUAUAAGAGUCACAUAUUUUCGUUACAGCAAGAUUGUUUAAGAAUAUGAAGCUAAGCAAAAAUAAACCAUAAAGAAAUUCAAUAAAUGCGACUAUAUACAACUUCAAAA
Molecule: messenger RNA, 4572 nt
Organism: Bactrocera oleae (olive fruit fly)
Lineage: Eukaryota; Metazoa; Arthropoda; Insecta; Diptera; Tephritidae
Product: ice-structuring glycoprotein
Source: RefSeq, a predicted model, not a curated record